Anopheles maculipalpis is the source of this 1458-nucleotide messenger RNA. RefSeq names its product P3 protein-like. Bases 13 to 1395 code for a protein of 460 amino acids. NCBI's taxonomy places the organism in Eukaryota, Metazoa, Arthropoda, Insecta, Diptera, Culicidae. The transcript has 3 exons. The record is from RefSeq and is a predicted model, not a curated record. Gene Ontology annotation, cellular component: membrane.
CCAUUGAGUACAAUGGCCUGCCCUUUCUAUAAGCUGCUGCUUUUCGUUGCCCUACUGAUACUUCAAGUGAUAGCCACCUGCAAAGCCACCCUGAUAGCCAAUCACGAUGAGCAGCAGGAUAAGGAUGGCCGGGUGUCCAGCGUAGACUGGGAAGCAACCUUCGAUCCACCUAAGCUCAACAUGGACAUGAGUACUGUGCGAAACGUAACCGUACGAAUCAAUCGCAUUGAGCCGACGGAUUUAGACGAUAUCCGUACGGUUCAGUUGAGAAGCGAACGAGAGCACGUGGCCUGGGUUGAGAACGGUACGAUCGUUAUUGAACCACUGGUUGCGUCCAUUGCGUACAAUGGAUCGUUUAGCAUUGUUGCCAACUUUCUCGGACAGACGAAACUGUUCGUUGAGUUGGUACGUAAAAAUGGAUCUACUGAACGGAUCCAAUCGUCCACCCUACCCGUUACCGUGAUACGUCCCGAGCGUGUUAUUGAUCACGUGUUUACCGGCUCGGUUAUACUGCUGAUCUCCAUUUUGUAUAUCAACUUUGGUGCGGCGAUAGACGUAGGAGCACUGAAACAGAUCGCAAGACGACCAAUAGGACCGGUGAUAGGAUUUAUCUGCCAAUUUGUGUUCAUGCCACUGUUAAGCUACGGACUCGGACAUUUGCUUUUCCCGGACAACUACGAACUACAGCUGGGACUGUUCUUUACCGGGGUUUCACCGGCCGGUGGAGCAUCCAACAUCUGGACGGUGGCGUUGGGUGGAAAUCUCACACUUUCCAUCGCCAUGACGACCAUUAGCACGCUGGCUGCGUUCGGUAUGAUGCCGCUCUGGAUUUUCACCCUCGGUCGGACGAUUUUUCAGCGUGCUAACCUUGUCGUACCGUACAGCCGGAUUGGCUAUACAGCCGUUGGACUGAUCGUACCCAUAAGCGCUGGCCUGCUCAUCCAGCGUUACUGUCCCCGGUUCAGCCGAUUGUUGGUACGUAUCUUGAAGCCCAUGUCCGUGAUACUGAUUCUGUUCAUCGUUAUCUUCGCCAUCGUGACCAAUCUGUACCUGUUUGAGCUGUUUUCGUGGCAAAUCAUUACUGCCGGGCUGGGACUGCCGCUGAUCGGCUAUUGUUUUGGAUUUCUGGCAAGCCAUCUGAUGCGUCUGCCUCUGGCCGAUUCACUGGCCAUCUCCGUCGAAACGGGUAUUCAGAACACCGGCAUUGCCAUCUUUCUGCUGCGCUUUGCCCUAGAGCAACCGGCCGCAGAUCUAACGACGGUGAUGCCCGUAUCGAAUGCAAUUAUGACACCGCUACCACUGCUCUUGCUUCUGAUCGGUCUACGAAUUCACGCAAGCCGCAACAACCACUAUCGUUUAAUUUUAGAACGAAGCGACGCGCUGAAAACAGUCUGAUACCGAAAACAGAGACGGAUCCGGUAGUGGCAGCUUCCUAGCAACAAGCGAAACAACAUACGA